AUGCAAGCUCUUGAGACGCUCCUGGCUGCUCAAAACCACCUGGCUCGUGACGAAUCAAUGUUGAUAAAAAGUGGAUGUUCGCCUUCAAAUCCUGGCGCUAUGACCGCAAUCAGCCCUUCCCAGGACACCAAAGGCUCUCUCUCAAGACUCGACCCUUCAAGCCAAUCGGAGGCUUUGGCAUUAAUUGCAAAAUAUGCUGCUCAUACCAAUGAAUCUACCCGAGCAAGAGUGGAAUCCGGAGAAAUUACCAUCGGGGAUAUUCUACAGGCUGGGCUGAAUGAGCUCGAUCGGCAACCAACACAAACCACAUUAACCCGUGCAGAAAGCUCCUCAAAUCAAUCGUGGAUCCCCGGUCCACGGACGGACAAAAUUCUUGUUCCAAAUAACAGCAUGCAGGUGCAUCUUCAUUCACUGCCAGAUAUGUACGCCAAUAAUUUCCGCUGGAAGCAGUUCUCUACCGUGGCCGCAAUUCGAGCAAAUGCAGAAUCUAUUGGAUUAACUUUCGAAGAGAUUACCCAUCCUAAAUCGAUAUCACCAUUCUACUACGCUAGCGCUCUUGCCAAAGACCAAAACCAGAUUAUUUGCUCUGCGGGGUUUCAAGGGAUAAAGCCACAUCUACGACCAACCGAGACACAGUUGAACUAUCCUCACCAUCCUUGGCUCGAUAUUUUCCCGUGUCCCAUUUUCCGCGACAGGUAUAUCCGCCUGGUAUCUAUGGGCCCCUCAGUAUUCAACGCCGACGAGUUCUGCGUGGACCUCCAAAACGGUGGCAUCAUUUGUUGGGGUUCGCACUCAGGGGAGAAGCACGAUGCGAGUGGAUCAGGAGCACCUUGGGAUAUGCGAAGCUGGGAGGCUCAACCUUGGUUUCUUAAGAAAUGGUGGUUCGUUCUUGGUGGAGAGGAGGGCGGAUUUUUCCAGCAAAGCCGAUGGUGGCAUGAAAGCAGAGGCGAUCAGCUGCCCUAUUUUUGGUGA
Molecule: messenger RNA, 972 nt
Organism: Penicillium cosmopolitanum
Lineage: Eukaryota; Fungi; Ascomycota; Eurotiomycetes; Eurotiales; Aspergillaceae
Product: DUF3425 domain-containing protein
Exons: 1
Coding region: 1-972 (323 amino acids)
Source: RefSeq, a predicted model, not a curated record